Messenger RNA from Tympanuchus pallidicinctus (lesser prairie-chicken), 1957 nucleotides. Its product is annotated as class II histocompatibility antigen, B-L beta chain-like. Bases 554 to 1429 code for a protein of 291 amino acids. Gene Ontology annotation, cellular component: MHC class II protein complex; membrane. Gene Ontology annotation, molecular function: MHC class II protein complex binding. NCBI's taxonomy places the organism in Eukaryota, Metazoa, Chordata, Aves, Galliformes, Phasianidae. The transcript has 6 exons. Gene Ontology annotation, biological process: antigen processing and presentation of exogenous peptide antigen via MHC class II; immune response; positive regulation of T cell activation. The record is from RefSeq and is a predicted model, not a curated record.
AAUGAAAUGAAAUGAAAUGAAAUGAAAUGAAAUGAAAUGCUGCCCCGGCCACCUCUGAGAGAAGUGAGACCCUGUGAGCGCCCUGGGCCCGGCUGUGGGCACUGUGGAAAUCAUCUCAAGAUGAGAGGUGCUUGUGCCAAGCAGGGCCUCCUGUGAGGAGAGGUAAUAUCCCGGGUGCCCUCACUGUCUGCAUCCCAAUCCUGCCCCACGCAUCCCCUGAAUGGGCACCUGCCCUUGGGUGCUGGAGCAGACAUGGGGUGACAAACAGGUGAGCGUGGUGAGAGCACUGGAGGAUCGUGGGUUCGCUAUGGAUGGACCGUGGGGAUCAUGGAUCAAAGGGGGGAGCGUGGAGUAAGCAAGAGGGUGCUGGAGCAAACAGCGGGUGACAAUGAGAAGACGAAGGGCAGACAGUGGCAUUUCUGUCAGGUGUCCAUGCGCAGACGACAGGAGUAAUAUGAGCGGAACACGGAGUGAGAAAGGGAUGAUAAAGAGUUGAGCAUGGUGCGAGGACAGUGAAACCGCGUGGCAACCACUGAGCGAGCGUGGCAAUGUCAUGGAGGGAGCACGGGGCCACCCGUGGGGCUCAGGCAGUGGUGGAGCACUGGGAGCGAUACGGCUGUUCCCAGGCAGAGCAGCGGCAGCGAGCAUUCCUCGGAGCAGACAGACAGACAGACACACAGACGGACGGCACGCAGGACGGCGCCGUCACGCCAGGGCUGAUCGAGCGUUUUUCCAGUGGAGCGCUACAGUUGAGUGCCGCUUCCUCAAUGGCACCGAGCGGACGAGGUUUCUGGUGAGGCACGUCUACAACCGGCAGCAGUACGUGCACUUCGACAGCGACGUCGGUCUCUUCGUGGCCGACACGGUCCUGGGAGAGCCUUCUGCUCGGCUCUUCAACAGCCAGCCGGACGUGCUGGAGAAGAACAGGGCUGCGGUGGAAAUGCUCUGCAACUACAACCACGAGACAGUGGCCCCUGUGACGCUGCGGAAGAGAGAGCCCAAGGUGAGGAUCUGUGCGCUGCAGUCGGGCUCCCAGCCCCAAAGCGACCGGCUGGCUUGCUACGUGACGGGCUUCUACCCACCCGAGAUCGAAGUGAAGUGGUUCCAGAAUGGGCGGGAGGAGACGGAGCGCGUCGUGUCCACGGACGUGAUCCAGAACGGGGACUGGACCUACCAGGUGCUGGUGCUGCUGGAGACCAGCCCACGGCACGGGGACAGCUACGCGUGCCGGGUGGAGCACACCAGCCUGCGGCAGCCCAUCGGCCAGCCCUGGGAGCCGCUGGUGGAUGUGGGCAGGAGCAAGCUGCUGGUGGGCAUCGGGGGCUUGGUGGUGGGGCUCGUCUACCUGGCGCUGGGGCUCUUCCUCUUCCUGCACACUAAGAAAGUUUCAGGGCACCCCGAUCCAACCACUCCAGGGAUCCUCAACUAGCAGCUGCUGCUCCACCAGCAUGUCCUGCGCUCCCCAGCCAGGAGCUAGAGUUUCCCUUUGUGUUGUCACCGCGUUCCCUGCUGCCCCUGCACAGCCUGCUCUGUCCCCUUCUCAAUUAGAACUCGCUGAGCUGUUGACUCCGUGGUCCUUCCCCUUCCUUACUGUGGUCACCCAAUGACACCCCACCGUGGUCACCCAGUGGUCACCUCUUUGUCACCCCAUCACCCAUCACAACACCAUCUUUGCCUCAUAUGACCCACAGGGUUACCCGUGCUCACCCCACACUGGCCAGACUUUCCCCUUCCGAUCCCUUCACUCUCAAGCCAUUUUUCCCCCUGAGACUCCUUCCUAGCAACCCUGUGGUCACCCGAUGUUGCCACCGUGUUCUCAGCAUGCCAACCCAUGUCCUCACCAUCAUUACCCCGCGGUCAUCCCGGAGACACACAUUCUGCACCCACUUUCUCACCCAUCUCCUGGCUGUGUUACGCUUAGGCCGUGACACCUGGCGAUCACUCGGUGUUCCCAUCG